This is a messenger RNA of Ambispora gerdemannii, 1368 nucleotides long. NCBI's taxonomy places the organism in Eukaryota, Fungi, Glomeromycota, Glomeromycetes, Archaeosporales, Ambisporaceae. The record is from the annotation of a GenBank genome assembly.
AUGGCUUUAAAUAGUUUUACAAUUGAUCUUUCAAAGAACAACGUCGAACUUGAAACAAUUAAGGAACUUGAUAAAGAAUGCGUAGUUUGCGAGAAACUGAAUGGUAUCAGUAGUGUUGCAAAAAAAAUAGAGAAAAGUGUCGGCAUUAACGAAAUCCCAGCUGAAGCCAGAAAUAUAACUGUUAUACCUAUCAAAGUUGAAUUUGAACUCGAAAAAACUGACACACUGGAAUUAUCAAAUGUUAAAGAGUGCGCUUUUUUAAACAAUGAAUUGAGUGAUCAUGGUUUUCCCAACGAUAUUGAUGCGGAAAAUAAAGUUAUUCCACCUUUUGAAACUGUUCCCCAUACUGACUCUGACGCGUUAAAUAAGUCAAAUAUAGCAUUGGACAAAUUAAUCAAAGCUAACAUUAACGUGCAUACUAAAGAAGAAGAUAUAGAAAAUAUGUCGGAACAGAAUCAAAAAAAUAAUAGUAUAAAUGAAUCCCUUGCGUUAAAUCAUCAUGAGCAACAAAUCGACACAGUUACUCCACAAUUAAGCGUGGAAGAACGCGAGGCGUUGUUAAGAAAAAUGGAUAUGCUUUUAGAAGCAGAAAUUGAAGAGUCUGAAGAGUCAGAGGCGUUGGAGGAUGAAGAUUCCGACGAUUCCGGCGAUUCUGAUUCCGAUAAUAUUGAAUUAAAUUUUGAUAAAGUUUUUGAUGAAAAAAAGAACAUUUUGCAUACAAAGAACGAGAUUAUUGAUGUACCCGUCAACAAGCCAGAAGUAAACAUUACUGACGACCUGGAAAUCCAAGCAAUAGGCACAAUAAAUCAUAUUGUGGAGAAUGUUGUUGUCGUGUCAUCUUUAUUCUCUGAUAGAAAUAAAGUCUUGGAUGCAGGUAGUAUACUUGUAUUUGAGAACAGAGAGUUAAUUGGUGAGAUAUUUGAGACAUUUGGACCUGUACAUAAACCCCACUACAGUAUAAGAUUUAAAGACGAAGAAGAAAUAAACAUAGAAAAAUAUCGUCAAGGGGUUAAAGCUUUUGUUGUUUUGAAAUUUGCAAAACAUGUUUUUGUCAAACCGCUUCAACAAAUAAAAGGCUCUGAUGCAAGUAACCAGUUUGACGAAGAAAUUGAUGAAUCGGAAAUUGAAUUUUCGGAUGAUGAGCGAGAAGCUGCACAUAAAGGAAGACUGUUGCAUCAGAAACGUCAAAGGCAAGUCAAUUCAUAUGAAAGCACAUCGACCGAAAGAACGCCAAAAAUAAGAAGGCAGCCAAAUCAGAGACCAUCAUACCGAACGAAUAUCACCGCACAAACUGAUAAUUCAUUUGAAUAUAUACCUCUUCAAAGACCCAGACAAAUGAUAACACCUAACAACAACAUCAACUAUUAA